AUGCUUGGCCUACCACCACUUCCCGAAAACCUGGAAGGAGGCAACGGUGGUUGUGCUGAGAAAGCCAGGCAAAGACAAGUAUACCGUACCCAAGUCUUACAGGCCGAUUGGGCUCCUGCCUGUCUUGGGAAAAGUAUUGAAAAGAUGCUGGUUGCUCGUCUCAAGUUCCACCUAUUGCCGAGGAUUAGUACUCGCCAAUACGGAUUCAUGCCCCAAAGAAGCACUGAGGACUCCCUCUUCACCUUAGUGAAGAAUAUCCGCGCCAAGCUGGAGAGUAAGAAAAUUAUCGUUCUUGUGUCGUUGGAUAUAGAGGGAGCCUUCGACAGCGCAUGGUGGCCGGCGAUCAAAGUCCGUUUGGCAGAGGAAAAGUGUCCGAUCAACUUGAGGCGAGUAAUAGAUAGCUACCUGAGUGACAGGGAGGUAAUAGUCAGGUAUGCGGGAGCGGAGAAUAGACGCAAAACCUCGAAAGGGUGCGUCCAAGGCUCAAUUGGUGGUCCCAUCCUGUGGAACCUUCUGCUGGACCCGCUCUUGAAGCAGCUGGAGGCUAGAGGCGAUUACUGCCAAGCCUUCGCGGACGAUGUGGUGAUGCUAUUCGACGGUGGCACAGCCUUGGAGAUAGAGCAACAGGCCAAUGCCGCUCUCGAGCAUGUGCGUGCGUGGGGUGUCAAAAAUAAGCUCAAAUUUGCGCCACACAAAACCAGUGCCAUGGUGAUUACACGCAAGCUAAAGUAUGACACUCCUCGCCUGACCAUGGGCGGGAUCGACAUUGGCAUGUCGAAGGAAGUGAAGAUACUGGGACUGACGAUAGACGCAGGCCUCACCUUCAACUCUCACGUUGCCGGCGCAUGUAAAAAAGCAAUUGCUAUUUACAAGCACCUUGCCAGAUCUGCACGUGUGAGUUGGGGACUGCACCCAGAGGUCGUGCGUUCGAUCUACACCGCCGCCGUCGAACCUAUAGUGCUGUACGCCGCGAGUGUAUGGGCGCCAGCCGUGAACAAACUGGGGAUAAGAAAACAGCUGAACGUGGUACAAAGAGGCUUCGCUCAGAAGCUCUGCAGAGCCCAUCGCACGGUCUCCCUGCACUCGGCCCUCUUGCUGGCGGGGAUACUCCCCUCGAUCUUCGAGUGCGUGAAGCUGCUUCACUCCGAACAGACAACUGUAGAGUUCAGUAGCCUGGUAGACGAGGAACAAUAUAAUAACCACGCCUUUAAUUACGACGUGAGAAUCUUCACGGACGGCAGCAAGAUCGAGGGCAAAGUCGGCGCGGCGCUAUCUUUGUGGGAUAGUGCCACCGAAAUUAAGUCGAAAAAACUUGUACUGCCGUCCUACUGCACCGUGUACCAGGCGGAACUGUUGGCACUACAGAGAGCAGCCGGGGAGGCGCUCAACAGCGAAAAAACCACGUUCGGCAUAUUCAGUGACUCGAUGGCGGCGCUGCAAACUGUCGCCAACCCCACCUCCCCCCAUCCUCUGGCAGUGGAAACAAGAAAUGCUCUCCGCCACUGCGCCUCCCAGAAUAAGAGAGUUUCCUUGUUCUGGAUAAAAGCCCACGCAGGUUUGGAGGGAAAUGAAAGGGCCGAUUACCUGGCGAAGGAAGCAGCGCUGCGAUCGAAGAGGAGGCCGGAUUAUGACCGAUGCCCCGUCUCAUUCGUCAGAGGGAGAAUCCGUAUGGACACGAUCAGCGAGUGGGACGCGAGGUAUAAAUCCGGUGACACCGCCUCAAUCACCAAGAUAUUCUUCCCCAGUGCAGCCGCGGCGUAUAGCACUGUAAGGAAAAUUGAAACCAGCAGCAUCACCACCCAGCUGUUCACCGGGCACGGUGGAUUCUCCGAAUACUUGUAUCGUUUCAAGCUUCGGGGGAAUCCAUCGUGUCUCUGCGACUCCGCCGUGGAGGAGACUGUCCCGCACGUGAUAUUCGCGUGUCCGGUGUACGCGCGUGCCAGACAUGAGGUCGAACAGCGCCUGGAAGGAGAAAAGUUUAGUCCACAAGACAUUCACGAGCAUAUGAAGAAGGCCAAGACGAGAAAUGUAGUACUUGACUUCUGUAAACAUGUCAUCAGUCAAGUAAUUGCAAAAAACAAAACAUAG
Molecule: messenger RNA, 2088 nt
Organism: Spodoptera frugiperda (fall armyworm)
Lineage: Eukaryota; Metazoa; Arthropoda; Insecta; Lepidoptera; Noctuidae
Exons: 2
Coding region: 1-2088 (695 amino acids)
Molecular function (GO): RNA-DNA hybrid ribonuclease activity; nucleic acid binding
Source: RefSeq, a predicted model, not a curated record